Molecule: messenger RNA, 573 nt
Organism: Camelina sativa (false flax)
Lineage: Eukaryota; Viridiplantae; Streptophyta; Magnoliopsida; Brassicales; Brassicaceae
Product: anaphase-promoting complex subunit 13
Biological process (GO): protein K11-linked ubiquitination
Cellular component (GO): anaphase-promoting complex
Source: RefSeq, a predicted model, not a curated record
UUUGGUUUUUUCUUCGAGAAUCGUGUUGUUUACUAAGAAUUGGCUUUCGCUUUUGGUCUGUGAUUUCAUAUACGGUCUCUUUCCUAGAGUGUUCACCAACUGCUCCACGAAAUUACUCAAAUAGAACCCUAAUUUUUUGUCUAUCUCCGGCGAAAAUCUCUGUAGAUUGUUUCAAUUCUUCAUAGGGUUCCAAGCUUUGGUUUUCGAACAUGGCGGAAGUAAGUCUUGGUAUGCUUAUAGACAUUGUGGACGAGGAGUGGAUGAGGGACACUUUACCUGAUGAUGAUCUUCCAUUGCCUCCAGUGCUUGCUGUUAGGACUGAUGAUACUGAAGAAACCAAUCAGGAAACUCAGCAAGCAGAUGCAGAAACUUGGCGUGAUCUUGCACUGGAUACACAGUAAUAGCCAAUUGAGCACAAUGGAAGCUUUUCUUAAAACUCCUUUGUUUCUCGUUGUGUGUGAUCAAAAACAAAACUUUUCUUGGCUUUGUAUGAUGAAGACAUAAUAAUUGCCUUAUUCUAUCUAUCUUAUUAAAUUGUGCGUUAUAGGAAUAAUAAAUAAGUUUGCCUGUUAA